Molecule: messenger RNA, 732 nt
Organism: Cyanidioschyzon merolae strain 10D
Lineage: Eukaryota; Rhodophyta; Bangiophyceae; Cyanidiales; Cyanidiaceae
Exons: 1
Coding region: 1-732 (243 amino acids)
Source: RefSeq, a predicted model, not a curated record
AUGGCGUGCUCGUGUUUCUGUUGGAAGCGCAACUUUGCGCGAAUCGACCGUACUCCUUUGAAAGAAUAUGAGGAAAAUAAAAAGACAGUGAACAAAAUCGAGACCCAACUUGGCAAACUGGUGCGUUUCCUGGACCAGUUUCAGACGAGUUGGGUGCGUAUCGGUGAGCUCACGGUGCUUUACGCGAACGAACUGCAGCAGACGGAAAGCCAACAGGGUGAUUCAGAGCGAAGAGAGCACGCUGAUCGUAUCGCCUCACUAGCGAAAACGAUCUCGGAAGAGAUGCGUAACCAUCAUCUUGGGGCGGGCGAGAAAGGAUCGACCCGCUUGCUGCAGUACAUCAAAGAAUUCCAGAGUCGCUUACGGGAAUGCCGCGAGCGCUCCGUCCGGCUGGAGAAGCUUGCUAAGGAUUACGAUGCACGCCGCGCGGUCGUCGAGGAUAAAGAACGAGCGAAAACAGAUGAGAAGACAUUGGCACCAUUGCGCGAUCUCAUGUACGAGGCGGAGAGUCGGUUUCGGGAAGCAGAAGCGGACGUGCUUCAGCGUCAAAAGUAUAUCAUUACCCACGCGCCGACCAUUAUUGACGCAUCUCUGGUCUGCUUCGCGGCCGUAGAGAGCGAUCGCGUGCGAUUUCUCGCGGAGAAGAGUGUCGACUUCUACCGUAUUCGCGAUGAUCAGCUAGAACCCAUGCUGCGCAAAAUUGAAACUGAGGUAUUCCCGCCCGUAUCCUAG